AAAUUUACUAGCGCCAUCUCUGGAGAGCAUCUUUCGAAACCUCCAGACGAUAGAGAGAGCCACAACACGUGUGGGCAAGGGCGGGGGAGAUUUGCGUCCUAUUUCAAUUUCGAUGUAUUUAGCUGUUAUUUGAUUUGCUGUUGCUAGUUGCUAUAACGUCACGUCACCAGGGUUAUAUCAAGGCCUUGACCAGACGUCUUUCUUGGUCUCCGGUCUCCGUUGACAUGUAGGUAGUAGUAGACAAGAGCAACCAAAUUGAAAUAUAUUGCUUUGUUUGUAAGAAUUAAGGUGAAUAAAUCAAGGACAAGCAAAGAAGCCCUAAACAGUGGUAGAAUUAUAAUUUAUAAUGCUUAAAAACACCAAGAAAAUCAAAGUAGCAAAACAUCCAGGGAUUGUUGGCAGUGAAGAUCAUGAAAAAGAAAAAGUGAGGGCAAACAAUGCAAUGUCUGGAAAAGCUUCUAAAGACCCCAGUAAGAAACAGAAGACAUCUAAGCAUAAGCCAACAGAUGGAUCAAACGACUUGGUGAAAAGUGCCCCUUCACUAGAUGAGAAGAAAAGGGCCAUGAAAAAGAGGAAAAAGAAGACAUACAACAAGGAUGCUAUUGAGAAAAUGAAGGCACGCCAACUGGCAAAGAAAGAAAAGCUGAUGCGUCAAAGCUCCCCGGCCACGCCGUCCAAACCGGAGCCCAAGCGUCGUCGACCCAAGCUGCCCGUGCGACUGGAGAACGUGGAGCUGAAAUACUCGGAGGACGAUGAGUCGAUGGCUCAGUUCGAGGGGAUGUGGGUGCCGCGGGAGGAGACCGGUCGGCUGAUGUCGGCGCGCGAGGAGCUGGAGAAGCGCGGCCUGCCAGCUGAAAAGGUCAACCGACGCAUGAAGCAGCUAGUGCGGAAGGAGCAUCGCAAGCUGAAACUCAGCAUGAUCGCCGCCCAGACCAAGACUGAGCGGGCCGCGCGCGAGCGGAGACUGUUCCUGGAGGCGCAGCAGACGCCGCGCGUGCGCCGGCGCGUGCCUGGCCGGGCGUGCGGUCUCACUCUGCAGGAAGGCGAACAGCUGGCACGCUUCGACGGCUUCUGGGUCUCUGCAGAAGCGGUGCCUCGCCUUGAGGCGCUCCGGCAGAAGCUCAUCGACAGCGGCAAAACUGAAAACGAGGCGCGCCGCUUGCUACGGAAGGCCCGCCGUGCCGAGGAGCGCAAGGUGAAGUCUUCUGGGCGUCUGCUGUGCACCAAGUGCGGGGGACGCGGCCACCUACUGACCGACUGCACCGCGACGGCAGUGGAGCCGGCCGCGGGCACGGCCUGCUUCCGUUGCGGCGAGGCCGGACACCGCCUCUCCGACUGUCCCAAGAAGGGGGAGAUCGUCGGACUGCCGUUCGCGACGUGCUUCCUCUGCAAGAAGCAGGGCCACAUGUCUCGCGAGUGUCCUCAGGCGGAGAGCGGCGACGCGGUGCAGAAAACCAGCAAGGCGGGGCAGCGCUCGGGCGUGGCGAAGGGAGGCGGGCAGAGCUGGAGAGGCAUGACGCACGAUGUUGACGAGGCUGUGGUGGUGCAAUCGGCAGAGAAGAAGCGGCGGUCACUGCCGGCCGCUGCGCCGGAACAGAAGCCCAGGGUACACAUACGGUUCGACUGAUUCUGAUAUGAAAUGAAAUAUAUGCUCCCCUGAG
Amphibalanus amphitrite is the source of this 1661-nucleotide messenger RNA. RefSeq lists its product as uncharacterized. The record is from RefSeq and is a predicted model, not a curated record. The transcript has 2 exons. NCBI's taxonomy places the organism in Eukaryota, Metazoa, Arthropoda, Thecostraca, Balanomorpha, Balanidae. The coding region runs from base 347 to 1627 and encodes 426 amino acids. Gene Ontology annotation, molecular function: nucleic acid binding; zinc ion binding.